AUGGUCAAAAUCGUGAAAAGCGCUCAGUAUCUGUGCAAAAGGAAUAAAUGUGGUCCACUGGAUUACGGUCAAAUGGCUGAGGAAGCGUUUGCGAGUAGCUACAAGCCGCUGGUGCGUUUCAGAUAUGUUGCGAGGUGGUUUGUCAAUUGCUGUCUGAUAUUUUUACAAGUCGGAAUCUGCAGUGUUUAUUACAUAUUCGUAGUUGAUCAUGCAAAAGAGGUGCUCCCGUUAGAGAACAAAAUGAAACACCCGAAGGACAUGGAUGGUUUCAAUGGCGUUCUAUCGACAGGAGUUUCUUUGGUGACUUUGAUCUACGCAGCAUGUGGAUUCUAUGGCUAUAUCACGUAUGGCGAUCAGGUUCAAGGCAGUGUCACAUUGAACUUGUCCGAUACACCGCUGAACUUCGCCGUGAAAUGCAUGUUGCUAUGCGUCGUCUACUCAAGUUUUCUUAUCCAACAAUAUCCAAUUGUGGAAAUGCUUUGGCCAAUGGCGAAACGGCCUCUACGAGCCCGCAACACCAGAAGGGCCUACAUCAUCGCUCUCGAGUAUCUAUUCCGAUUUUCAAUAGUGUUUGUUGCAUUGGGUUUGGCAUGGCUGAUACCAAAUCUGGACCAGAUUAUUCCGUUGGUUGGUGUGACGGCUGGUAUGCUACUUGCUCUGGUGCUGCCAGCAAUUCUGGAGAUUGUCGUUUUUAUUGAGGAAUGGCGGGCUAAUUUCACAACUCUUAAGCUGUCUAUACACAUUGGUUUGGAUUGUUUCUAUGCUCUGCUAGGAUUGUUUUUCGUCAUUACGGGUUUGCAAGCAAAUAUUAAAAAUCUGAUGAGCGGGGAAUCAAGUUGA
Molecule: messenger RNA, 840 nt
Organism: Cooperia oncophora
Lineage: Eukaryota; Metazoa; Nematoda; Chromadorea; Rhabditida; Trichostrongylidae
Source: the annotation of a GenBank genome assembly